Rhopilema esculentum is the source of this 1080-nucleotide messenger RNA. NCBI's taxonomy places the organism in Eukaryota, Metazoa, Cnidaria, Scyphozoa, Rhizostomeae, Rhizostomatidae. The record is from RefSeq and is a predicted model, not a curated record.
AUGGCUGCCCUACCAAGAGUAGAAUCAAAACAUCUCUUCAACUAUUGCUUAACUGGGAUAUACGAUGAAGAAGUCGCGGCUGAACAUGCGAAAGCAAUGCAGAUAUUUACGAGUGAUAAGUCAAACAAAGCAUUGUUAAACCCAGCGAAGUUGGAUUGUCAAGAAAUGUCCUCUGUCAUGAGACGUUAUGUAACCAAACUGUUCACGGAGCUUGGAGAGCAUCCUAGUCUUGUUGAAGCUGUGGAAGGGUGUACACACACGAAUUUCGAAGUGCCACCUAGAGAUGGAAACGAUUAUUCAGUGCCUGUUCUGGUACAUACUCCGAUGUAUUUAGCAGGGCAGAACGACAGCAAAAAAGGGAAUGCUGCGAUGAUUUACGCCCAUGGAGGUGGGGUCGUAAGCGGAACUGCGGAAGAGUUCAAACCCUGGUUAUCUGAUAUUGCAGUCAAGACCGGAAUCGUAGUCUUCAAUGUGGACUAUCGACUGGCACCAGAGACCAAAUGCCCGAAAAAUGCCCUUGAUUUUUACUGUGCAGUGAAACAUGUAAUCGAGAAUGCCUCAGAUUUAGGUAUUGAUCCAGACAGAAUUAGCAUUUGUGGAGCCAGUGGUGGUGGGUACAUUGUCAUGGCUGCUAUGGUCAUGCUUGCACAAAAGGACGAAGGACACUUAAUUAAACUGGCUUUACCAUGCAUACCCAUGAUAGAUGACUAUGAAUUUGGAGACACCAACAGCAUGACCAAAGAAGAGAGGGAAAAUUUUGCAGGGAUGCGAAAGGUUUGGGAAUGCUUAGCCACUGACCUUGAAGAGCAGAGAAAGAAUUCUGAUCCAUUGCUGUUUCCAGCUAAGGCGCCGGAUGAGCUGCUUGCAAAGAUGCCACCAACCAUCAUAUGGGAAGUUGAAUUUGAUUUUUUCAUCACAGCAGCUACAAGAAUGGCCAAUAGAUUGCGGGCUGCAGGGCGCCUCCUAGAAUUUUAUGUUGCCCCAGGGGUAACACAUGGUGGAGAUAUCAAUCCAAAUUUGAAAGUGUAUCACAGAAACAUCAAGGACAUAAAGUUGGCCCUGGAAGCCUAUUUGUUCUAG